AUGGAUCCUGCCUCGCUGCUUCCGCUAGUCCUGACUCCUGACCCCCGAGGUUUUAACCAGGGGGCAGCAGAGCCCAGCGAACCUGCCCCGGAUCCCUGCAGCCUCCUGUCUGAAAGGCACUACGAGGUGGUUCCCUGCGUGAUCUGUACCCUCUGCUGCGUUUUUGGAGUCGUCUAUUGCUGCUUUGGUUACCGCUGUUUCAAAGCCAUCAUGUUUCUCUCAGGCCUGCUCUUCGGCUCAGCUGUAAUCUUCCUUCUUUGCUACAAGGAGCGCAUCUUGGACACACAGUUGAGCCUGGAGGUCAGCGCGGGCAUUGCCCUGGGCAUUGGAGUCCUGUGUGGCUUAGUUACCAUGUUGGUGCACUCGGUUGGGUUGUUCCUGACUGGGCUAAACCUUGGUCUGCUGUUAGCCACUGCUGGGCUGGUGGCCACAGAGCCUUUGUAUGAGCUGCCCAACGCAUGGGUCCCUGCUGGAUCUCUUCUGGGCUCUGCCCUCUUGGGUGCUGUUUUGGCCUUGCGCUGGCAGAAAGCCUUUACAGUGCUUUCCACAGCAGUGUUUGGGGGUGCCGUGCUCACUCUUUGCUUGGACUAUGCCGUGGAGAACCUGGCUUUGGGCCGCCACGUAUAUGACCGCCUCCGUCUGGCACCUUCCUCUCCGCUCUGCUGGUGCGGCUGGGCCGUGCUGGCUACCUGGCCUGUCCUUGCUUCGAUGGGAAUGCUGCUGCAGUGGAAAGUGACAGCAGAAGGUUUCUCCCACACAGAUGUGGUCCUUAGUCGGCGACAGAAGCAAUUACAGCUGUUGCGGAUUCGGCAGCGCGAAGCCAAGAAGAGGCAAAGCCAAACUCCACAAGAGGGCUCAUACCGACAUAAACCCAAUGCUGUCAAGCGCUGUGCGGGAGAUGUCCUUGCACCAAGUUAUAUCCAGAGCCUGCGUGACCGCCAGCAGCUGGGAACUGGUACAUCACUGAGUAGCCUGAGCACCAAUGCGCACACCGCUGUGGAUCUGGAUUAUGACUGUGGCUCUACUGUGCCCCUCACCACUCCCCGGGGCUGCCUCUGAAAGGGAUGAUUUCUACUUCCGCUUGUGCCUUAACCAGGAAUGCGCAAUUCGUCCCUGGGCU
Euleptes europaea (tarantolino) is the source of this 1120-nucleotide messenger RNA. Its product is annotated as transmembrane protein 198-like. The coding region runs from base 1 to 1059 and encodes 352 amino acids. Lineage: Eukaryota; Metazoa; Chordata; Lepidosauria; Squamata; Sphaerodactylidae. The record is from RefSeq and is a predicted model, not a curated record. Gene Ontology annotation, cellular component: plasma membrane; vesicle membrane. The transcript is spliced from 4 exons.